AUGUUGAUCUCUGAUUAAAUUAUAGCAUGACGUUUAAAUAAUAAAAAGCUACUUUUUUAUUUUUUAUUUACUUCAAUUAUGAAAUAGAAGGGAGAGUUUGUAACUGUGUAAUUCUCGACCCAAUUCUUUUCCUUGUUUAGGUUCGUAGCUUUUACCUGAAAUAUUUCUCUGGUAAAUCAAAGACAACAGAGAGAAAUGGAGGCACUAUUGUGCAGAAAACUGGGUGAUCCAACGGUGAGUUUGGAAGACAACGAUAGCUCAAUAGUUUUGUCAAAGAAUCACCCAAUUCCCCAACUCGAUUCUCCCACCGCUGUAAGAGUCAGAAUAAAAGCCACAAGCUUGAACUUCGCCAAUUACCUGCAGAUUUUGGGUAAGUAUCAAGAGAAACCCUCUUUGCCCUUCAUCCCAGGCUCCGAUUUUUCCGGUUACGUCGACGCCGUUGGCCCCAAAGUUUCGAACUUCCGAGUCGGGGACCCCGUUUGUUCCUUCGCCGGACUCGGCUCAUUCGCUCAGUUCAUCGUCGUGGACGAGUCCCAGUUGUUUCGGGUGCCCCAAGGUUGCGAUCUUGUUGCUGCUGGAGCACUUGCUGUGGCUUUUGGCACUUCUCAUGUAGCACUCGUCCACAGGGCCCAAUUGGCCUCUGGUCAAGUGUUGUUGGUUUUGGGUGCAGCUGGAGGUGUGGGCCUUGCUGCUGUGCAAAUUGGAAAAGCUUGUGGGGCCAUUGUCAUUGCUGUGGCUAGGGGAGCUGAAAAGGUGCAACUUUUGAAAUCUCUUGGUGUUGAUCAUGUGGUGGACUUGGGUAGUGAAAAUGUAACAGAGAGUGUGAAGAAGUUCCUUCAGACUAGAAGGCUUAAGGGGGUUGAUGUCCUGUAUGACCCGGUUGGAGGUAAACUCACUAAAGAAUCUUUGCGGCUUCUAAAAUGGGGAGCUAACAUUCUCAUAAUUGGGUUUGCAAGUGGUGAAGUUCCUGUCAUCCCUGUUAACGUAGCUCUUGUUAAGAAUUGGACGGUGCAUGGCCUUUACUGGGGUAGCUAUAAGAUACACCGCCCAGGUGUUCUUGAAGAUUCUGUGAAGGAGCUACUCUCUUGGUUGGCAAGAGGCCUGAUUUCCAUCCAUAUUUCUCACUCAUAUCCCCCGUCAGAGGCCAACUUUGCCUUUUCUGCCAUGAAAGAUAGGAAAGUUAUUGGGAAGGUGAUGAUUGUUUUCGAUGAGAAACAUACAAGAUCUAAGCUGUGACCUUACCAAAAUUAUGCUAUAUUGUUGAAUGUUCUGGGAACGCAAGGUUUGAAGGUUUAAAGCAAUCAAGAUAUGCUAGUACAAGUAAACAAACUAAAAGGAGCAAUAAUUGCCAAAAUUUUGUGCAAAAAAUAUUACCUUGAAGCCCCCACAUUAUUAUGUAAAAUCUUUACUUUAGUGCUACUUACUUGAAAUUUUCUGUACAAUGUUUCAAAGCGGUUUACUUAUUGAUAAAUAGAGAUUUUAGUUCUAUGAUACAGAAACUUAGGUAUUA
Messenger RNA from Vigna umbellata (rice bean), 1510 nucleotides. Its product is annotated as GroES-like zinc-binding alcohol dehydrogenase family protein. The record is from RefSeq and is a predicted model, not a curated record. NCBI's taxonomy places the organism in Eukaryota, Viridiplantae, Streptophyta, Magnoliopsida, Fabales, Fabaceae. Gene Ontology annotation, molecular function: oxidoreductase activity; zinc ion binding.